AUGGUCAAAAGGCUGCUCAUCAAGAAGCUACACCUGCCGUCUGGGACCGGUGUUAGCGACCUACGCAUCCUAUACAAGGGCGUGGAGCUCCCGAACUACCGUACCAUGGAGACUUACAUGGGCAAGGGUGAGAACGACCACCGGCUCUUCUGGUCCAUGCGCGAGAGCAACCCGAGUGCGGGCAUUCGCCGGGCGGGGAUCAAGACCACGACCCACAUGCAGAGCAUAAUCAACGAAAUCGCACUAUCACUAAAGAACAACAUCAAACCGAAGCUCACUAUGGACGGCACAGGGGGCACCUAUAUGAUGUACAACAAGCAGCGUGUCUGUUGUGCAGUUUUCAAGCCCAUAGACGAGGAAGCCUUUGCGCCUUGCAACCCGCGCGGCUACGAGGGGAAGCUUAACCAGCAAGGAUUUCGGUCAGGCGUGCUGUCUGGAGAGGGCGCCAGCCGUGAGGUGGCGGCGUACCUGCUGGACUCUGCAUACGGGGGAGCGUGCGGGGUGCCCGACACGACCAUGGUGGAAGCGAGUCAUCCGGCGUUCCACAACUCCUGUGAUGAGAAGUUCAUUAAGGACGUGGGAUCUGGUUUGAAGUGGAAAUCGGGGUCCCUGCAGGAGUUUAUUGACUGCAAGGAAUCAAGCGGCAACUACAACCCUAGUCUGUUCCCGGUAACAGACGUACAUCGCAUUGGAAUUUUGGACCUACGUGUGGUCAACCUCGACCGAAACGACGGAAACAUCCUGGUGAUGGAUUUGAGGCAGCGCAGUCACGACGGGCAGACGCUACCGUCGGGGGCGCCGCGCUACAAGCUGAUACCGAUAGAUCAUGGACUGAUAUUGCCCGAUGUGGUGGAUGUGGCUGACAUGGAUCUGGUGUGGUUCGACUGGCCCCAGACGGAGAUACCGUUCGCGAAAAACGAACUCAAGCUCAUCUUCGCAUACGACCCGGACAAAGAUGCCGAGAGGCUGCGAAAACGGCUCCUUAUUCGACCCGAAUGCCUGCGUACGAUGCGGGUGUCGGUGAGGCUGCUGCAGAUAGGCGCGCUCAUGCACCUCAACCUCAAACAAAUCGCAAGGAUCGUCUGCAGGAGCGACAUGGACACUCCCUCAGACCUGGAGACCAUGAUCAAGAAGGCCGUGGAACAGGCGUACAAGGCCACGGAAGCGACAUCGGUCAUCAGUACUCGGCGUUUGGGUGCGACUAUGGACCUCUUCAGCCACUCGGUGCGCUUCGAGUCGUGCGUGGAUGAUACCGAGCCGGGCGAACGGGCGGACGAGAGCCAAUUCGCGGAUGACAGCUCGAGCUCCGAAUCGUCGGUGGCGUCAUCGCACGAGGCUUACUCGACCCCGCAAGACGAGCUAUCGAGCUCAUCCAACACGGUGCACACCGCAUCGCAUGAGCUCAAGUACCGCGACAUCGUCAGGACCACUUACCGCAGGCGGCGGCCUGUGGAGGAGGAACGCUCGAUAUGGGUGCUCGAAGACGCCAAGGGUAGGCCAAUACACUUCGACUGGGAUGACCAGUUCGACCGGACGUUCUACUCGCUGGUGGUCAGGAUGUUCACCUGUUACAUACAGCAGCACCACCCCAACUGGAACUCGUACCCAUACAACGGCGACGGUGACGAAAGGUUCACAUGGGCCGCGCGGAACAACUUCACACCGCCACACACAGACCGUUGGUUGCAAAGCAGCAGGCCUCAAAGGGGCUGA
Molecule: messenger RNA, 1713 nt
Organism: Babesia ovata
Lineage: Eukaryota; Apicomplexa; Aconoidasida; Piroplasmida; Babesiidae
Exons: 2
Coding region: 1-1713 (570 amino acids)
Source: RefSeq, a predicted model, not a curated record